Messenger RNA from Suillus fuscotomentosus, 776 nucleotides. Its product is annotated as small heat shock protein. NCBI's taxonomy places the organism in Eukaryota, Fungi, Basidiomycota, Agaricomycetes, Boletales, Suillaceae. The record is from RefSeq and is a predicted model, not a curated record. The coding region runs from base 45 to 503 and encodes 152 amino acids. The transcript has 3 exons. Gene Ontology annotation, biological process: protein folding; response to salt stress; response to heat.
GUCAGAACGCCCAUCACUACACACUUGCGUACAUAUUUAUUAUCAUGUCCCUUGUUCACUUCCACUACGACCCUUUCACCGAGUUCGAGCGCCUCUUCGACGAUGCUUUCAGUGCCCGGUUCCGUCCAACAUCUGAUGUCAGCCGAGCCGUCGAAAGCGGGUCUCGUGUAGGGACAUUCCGUCCAAAGAUGGACUUGAUCGAGCUCGAGGAUAACAAAGUCAUGGCCGUGUUUGAUUUGCCUGGCAUGCAACCGGAGAAUGUCACAAUUGACGUGCAGCAGAACCGCCUCACCAUCUCAGGGGAAAUGAGUGCAGAGAAGGAUAUCACAGAGAAGGAUUACGCUGUGCGUGAGCGCACACAAGGAAAGUUCUCUCGUAUCUUGCAGCUACCUGUAGGAACAGAGCCUAACGACGUCAAAGCAAAUAUGGAAAAUGGAGUUUUGAAAGUUACUUUCCCAAAAUUUGGGAAGGCGCAAGCUUCCCAGCGUAUCGGUAUUACUUGAUUGAUCAUGCCAGAAAAAAUGUUCCCCAAGAAACGUUGCUACCUCCCGUUGUACAAUAAUGAUAAUUAAUGCAUUGUUGCGCUGUCAAGUAUUAAUAAUGGCUGAGCGUGGAUUGUAAUAGCAACUCUAGGACAUGUUACCGUCUAAGAUGUGGAUGUGGGAGAGUGUAGUCGUUGAUACUCGCCCCUCAUGAAGGUCCACCACUGCGGCCCGUACAUGUAAUAUAUUGCUCCAAACGCCGCACCACCAAGAUGAGCAUAAUGAUCAAACAUC